Molecule: messenger RNA, 9696 nt
Organism: Coregonus sp. 'balchen'
Lineage: Eukaryota; Metazoa; Chordata; Actinopteri; Salmoniformes; Salmonidae
Source: the annotation of a GenBank genome assembly
CCCGGAACGGUUUAGCCCAAAAUGAACAGCAAGCCAGCUGAGGACUUGGACCUUUAAAAAUACUCAAGCACAGUAAGCUGACUUGACUCAACCUCCUUUACAAACUACACAUUUUUUGGUGUAUGGCCUAAUCUCCCUCCGAGGAGACGUGAAAAAGGUAAAACAUAGCUAUAUUUCGACGUAUAUUUUUUGUUAUCAGUAACACAUGCUAGUUUGUAACUUAGCUAGAUAGCGAAACCCUUUCAGCUUGUCAACAAUCACCUAUGCUAUGUUGCUAUUUACCAAUGUCUUGUUGGGGUCAUGUUUAUCCAUGUUGGCGUGAUUGAGCUGGAUGUAUGUAACCGUAACGUUACAAACCUGAACCCACUUGAAAUUGGGGAGUUGGCGUUAGCAUUAUUGUUUACAAACACACGAAUAACAAUUUAUAUAAUCUAGUUAUUAAAAAGCCAUUUGCUCCUUAUCUGAUUAAUCUAACGUUAGCUAUCAAUGCGAACUCUUUCAGCGACAUUAUUGUCUUGCGUUUCUUUUGGGACAAGCAGAUCUCUUCUCGGUCUUGUCCAGCUCUCUUGUUUUGGUGCUGCAGGAUCACGUGUACUUAUCAGUGACGCGUGUGUGGAUAUAUUGUUUUGUGUGUGCAGCUCGUACAGUGCACUGCAGUUUAACUGAAAAUUCAAUUUGCUGUAACAAAUCCUGUAGGGCUGAGCGACGAAUCUGAGAGUGGAAGACUCGUCUCUAACAUGUAGGCUCAAUUUUUGAAGUCCCAUCACAAGUCAGACGGUUGAAUAAACUUCAUUUGAACGUACUUUACUCAUUUACAUUUUUGUCAUUUAGCAGACGCUCUUAUCCAGAGCGACUUACAGUUAGUGAGUGCAUACAUUUACCCCUUGUCUGCUGAUUUUUGUCCUUAUGUAGGAGGUAAUCUGACACAAAGUAUCCGCAGGGAAGUGUUCUUAGCCCGAAUUUCAGUACAAUGGUCUAUAUGGUUGGUAUUUCCGGUUUUUAUUUUCAAUACUGAUGCAAUUGAGUAUGAGUCAUAAAACCCGGAAAUGGUUCCAAUCGUUUUUUCACCAUUCAUUUUUCCAUCUGGGAUUUUAGCACAGGAGGUUAGUGGCACUUUAAUUGGGGAGGACGGGCUCGUGGUAAUGGCUGGUGCGGAAUAGUAUCAUGUUUUCCAUGUGUUUGAUGCCAUUCGUUCCAUUGUUUUGAUAACCGCGCAAAUCUCUCUCGGACAAGGUAACUUUAAAAAAUGUGCAAUGCUAACUAUUGAUAGUACAUUGAGGCGAAUAUAUUGAUAAAACUCACCUUGUAAAAGAGAGAAUUACACGGCUAUCAAAAAGUAAUGCUAAGGUCAGCCUAAAACAAACACACAAUUAAUUAGAUUUCACGAUGUGAAAAAUUAAUGACGGAAAAACCAUUGGAACUAUUUGCGUGUUAUUAUGGGUAUUAUGACGCAUCCACUGUGGCGGACUUUUCGUACGUGACAAACACUUGUCUGAGCCUAACCGAACCACAGCUGAUCGCAAGGAAACGUGCUUUGGUCAAAUACCUUCGGUUACAUUAGGCUAUUGUUGACAUAUUGUGCAAUGCCUGAAAAUAUUGAAAAUACAAGUGACAGAACCUCCCGGCACCACAUCCCUCCUACCUCCAAAAGGACCAACCGCAUGUACAACUGGUAAAGUAAGUGUAAAUAUAAUUUUAUUCAACAUUCUGGCUUGUAGAGACUAUUGCAUCUUUUUAGGGAAACUUCGGUCAGACUGAUAACCAUUGUAACAGUCUGUUUAGACAAAGCGAUGGGGAAUCAACCAAGGACAGGGUGUUGCCAUGAAAAGCUAUUUUCCCCACUGUUGUUCACUGAAAUAGUCUGUGCACUGCACACACAAGGUAGCUAUUUUGUCUUCAUGUGGAUACGGAACGCUUUGUGAUUGUAAUGUGAUCAUAUCGAACUAACUCUCCUAACUACAGUAAUAGACAUAUCCUAGGCUAUUUAUAUAUCCACUGUGCAGUGUCAAGUGGUGGUGAAGUGUCAGUUGCUCUGCAGGGAUUACAUUAAGGAUGCCCCAAUGUGCAUGUGAUAUUUUUUUUACAGUCAACAACCAAAAUGCUAAGAAUUCCAGUUGUCUGGCCUUUCUAGUUUCCCUGGUUCUUGUCUAUGGGUAACAUUUUUACUUUCAUUGUGCUCCUAAAUGUCUUUGUGUGCCCCUACAUUUUUCAACUUAGGCGCACACAUGCUCCUUGAAGAAAAAAAGUAAGCGUAGAGCCCUGUCCUGGGUUGCCUUAUGAAUGCCUCUGUGUCAAAGCAACCUAAUCGGAUGCAGUCAUUUUGAAUGGUUUUGACUUUCAUUUGCAUUAGGAAUUCUCUCUGAAUGACCUGCCUGUUUAUCCUUCAUUGGUAGGACUGGGCACAUCACUUCAGACACCACAGUAGACAUGGGCUGAUCUGGCAAGCAAAUAUAUUACUGUAUCAAACAACUUCAGACAUUACCUUUCUCUUAUGACUGCUGAGAUAUGGGUUAUGACCUUGCCAUGUCUGACUGGAGAAUAACUAGGCAAGUCAGUUAAGAACAAAUUCUUAUUUACAAUGACGGCCUACCCCGGCCAAACCCGGACGACGCUGGGCCAAUUGUGCGCCGCUCUAUGGGACUCCCAAUCACGGCCGGAUUGUGAUACAGCCAGGGUCUGUAGUGAUGCCUCUAGCACUGAGAUGCAGUGCCUUACAUAGCUAGAUAAUGAAUGUAAGGCCAUGGCUGAGACUAUAAAAUCACAGCCUACCUCCAUAAGAAGGAAGCACCACCUAACUGUAUCUCUGGACUCAAGAUGUUGGUGUUUUCUUUGCCAGAUAGCCCAAAAGGGCUGAACAUGUCUGAUAAUGUGUCUUCUGUGUAUGGCACUUUGGCCAGGUAGUUCAACAUAGUGAAUUGUAUGGGAAUUUUUAAGGAAUAUUUUAAAACUAUUGGCCUAGGUCUUAAAUUCAAUUGUUUUGCAUCAACAACACUUAUUUUUCUAAAAAGUGUAGGCCAAGUUGUUUACUUGGGAUCUCAAUGAUGGGAUGGCUGGCACUGCCUUUAUGUUGCUUGGACCGAUGUGAGGUAGACACGAUAAUGAUUUCCCUGUUAAUCUAAGCAGUGAAGUGUAACUGGAUCUGUGGACAGUUGGCUGUUGAGAAGCCCACUGUUAUCACGCUACCCUGGAGACGCAUGCGAUCCCAUUCCUAACACUGUCCCUUUGUUUUGUUAUUGGAGAAGUAGGCUGUACGGACUGAACUAUGGUGAUAAUAUCCCUCUUUUAAAUCAGCACACACUUUAAAGUCAAAACUAAUGUCCGAAUCGUUUUGGAAACUGUGUGUGUGUUGAUCCUUUGAUCUCUCUUGACUGGGGUACAAGUGGAUGGCCCUCCUCCUGUUGCCAUGGCCACUCUGGCCUAACAGCUGGCCUAACAUACUGUCAUGUGGUGUUUUACAUGCCGCCUCUCCUAGCAACGGGAACACAGACACAACACACACUUACAUUUUGACCUAGUGGUAACACACCAAACCAAAAAGAAGCAGUUGAAAGAUUGGAGUAGUGUCUUCAGUAAGGUAGUGCCAUUUUUUCUUGGGGGACCUCAGACUUGGGAAAGGGAGGCUAAGCUAGGUUUAACUAGCUCAUGGCCAGUGAAUGUGAAUUUAAGGUCAAACUCAAGGCUCUGGUUACAACUGCCUGACCCCCAGUACACAAGACUUAGAAAGCCCUUAUUUUUCCAUAAGAGAAACUUGUGGGUACAUUCCAGUGCAUUCAAACCACAUGUUAAACAUAUGACUGCUGUGCCCGCGUGCAGCGCUAGCCCGCCAUGCCUGGGAAUGACGAGCGGCCCACCUCCAUGUCCACCACUGGCAGCGAGGACGCCAGCAGCGACGCUGAGUCGUCGUCGGACCGCUAUGACAGCAUCAUGUCUGCCAGUGACUUGGACUGCUCCCGCCAGAGCUUCACCAGUGACUGCUCCAGCAGCAAGCACAGCUCGCCCUCCUGUGAGUAGAUGUCCUUCCUCCCUGUCUAGUAGGACGGCUUCUUGGGCUUGUCAAAAUGCCACCCUAAAAAGCUGCAUUUUGAUUUUUUACCCUUUUCCCAAAAGUGUGCACCUGCACACUUCCCGUCAUUGAUUUUAAAGGCAUUGGAUUGGUGUUAUCACUUUUGGAGUAGUAUGGAGAAUCGGAAUGCAACACUGUGUGCCUUCUCCCCACUUAGGUUGAGCUUUCAAAUGCCAAAAUGGCAAUUCUCAACACUUUUUGUUUUUUUGUAUUUGAAUGCCCCCUAUUUAUAGCCAGCCCGCCCAAAACUAUAACACUGGAUGAAGGUCAUGUCUUCUGCCCGGGACCUGUCCAACCUGACCCUGGCCCACGAGAUCAUCGUCAACCGUGACUUCCAUGUGGAGCAGCCCUACCUACCUCAGAACAGGUAGCUACCUACCACCUCAAAAUGGACACCCAGUGAACAUGGCCAUCACUUGGGCAACUCAAAUGCCAAUUGACAACUGAUGAUAUUCAAUUCUCCUUUUCAGUUUGGAGAAGCAAGUCAAAGAUAUAGUUCACAAGGCGUUCUGGGAUAGCCUGGAGUCUGAGCUGAAUAAUGACCCACCAGAGUAUGAGCACUCCAUCAAACUGCUGGAGGAGAUCAGAGAGGUGAGCUUUGGCCCUUUUUCCCUCUAUCAAACUUGAGAAAUCCAUGGUUGGAAAGGUGAUCUUUUCAGUAAGAUGACCCUGUUGGAAGAAUUUGAAAAUGUAUCCUUUCUAACUCCCUGAGCUGUAAUAACUGACCAGCAACAGUUAUGUAGUGGAAUCCAUUCUUUCACCUGUCCAAUUGUGUUAGGUCAAUGAUUACUUCAAGGAAUGUACGCAAGAAGGAUGUAUUUAAAAUGGGCUAAUAGCUUUUAAGAUUGAUAUCUUCUAGCUAUAUAUUGUUUCUUUCCUUCAUUUAAAAAAAACGAUUUACUAUGAACAGAUCCUGCUGUCGUUCCUGAGUCUGGGAGCCAAUCGGCUGCGGACUCAGAUCCUGGAGGUGCUGGACAUGGAUCUGAUUCGCCAGCAGGCGGACAAGGAAGCGGUGGACAUACAGGGCCUGGCCUCUUACAUCGUCACCAUCAUGGGAAAGCUGUGCGCCCCCGUCCGCGACGACGAGGUCAAAAAGCUCCGCGAGAACCCCGACAAUGUUGUGUCAAUGUUCAAGUACGUUUGGCUACAAAUGUUUGUUUACAACCCGUGUGGAAUAUUUAUUUGGCUAAUUGUAGCCAUCCCCUAUAUAUGGCUGGCACCCAUUUGAUCCUUUUUAGAUCUUCCAAAGCUAGAUGGUUGGGGGCUGAAGUACAGAUGUUGAGGCAUGGGUUUGAUGACGGCAAGUCACUAGGUAUUUCUUCUGGAGCAGGCCAAAUCCAAAGCAUAUGUUUUAAGAGUGUUAUUACAUUGAACAGGGAGAUCUUCCGGGUGCUGGACCUGAUGAAGAUGGACAUGGUGAACUUCACCAUCCAGAGCCUGCGGCCCGAUCUGCAGAGGCAGUCAGUGGAGUACGAGAGGGCCAAGUUCCAGAGCAUCGUGGAGAAGACUCCCAGUGAGUCUGCGUUGUUAUUAUUAACCUACUGCUCCUUUCUGAUAUGAAUGAGGUUAUAACAGGGGUUCAUAACUCUGGGAACCCUAGUGGGGGGUCCGGGGGCAACCUCCCCCAGAAGAAUGAAAAAGUGUAUGCUAGUUAUUACAAUCGUGCCAUGUGAACAUGACACCGCCGUUCCGCACAGGACUAAAAUGAAAGAUGCGCUUAGGUAAUAGCCUAGUCCAAUUUAUUUUGCCCCGGAGGCUGCUUUCAGUCUUCAACGAGGUCAGAAGGGCCGCACGGAAAAUUGGUUAUAUUUCCUCUCUGUCCAAAUUUGCUAAAAGUAGUCCUCUGUCCAUAGAUUGGGGAAUUUUUGAUUCUCCCUAACAGUCUAGGUUUCGAUGAUUAUUAACAAGCUGGACAGUCAAUAAACUGUAUGAAUAGAGGUCCAUUAUCAUUUCUACACAGUUUUGAUUUGGUUUUAGUCAUUAUAAAGUAUAUAUUGAGUUUUUCAUGCUGGUCUUCGUUUGCCUUUGGAUCAUUUCCCUGAUCCUUUACAAAUACAGUUGAGUCCUUAAAGGCCAGCAUAGUAUUCAUUCAUUGUUUGAACAGGGUGUGCUCCUGUGCAAUGUUUAGUUCCAGCUGGCCUUCUUCCAAAAAGAAGGCAAUUAGGUGCCUGUACUGCUUUAUGGUAUUAGGGGAUGUUUGAUUUGUGGUAUGUACAGCAUGUGAAGCAUGGGUGUGAUUUCUUUACGCCAUUAAAUGAAAGAUGACGAUCACUAUUAAAUGCCAUACAAAUGACUGAUGCCCUAACUUCCUCAGGUGCGUUGGACCAUACCACUGAGUGGAUCAAGUCCUCUCUGGAGGAGGUGCUUUUCUCCAUGCCAACCAUGGAGCAGCCCAACAGCCAUGGGAAGGUGGGGAAAGCCCUGCCAAGUCCCCUCCUGGUCAUCAACAGUGGAUUCAUCCGCAUCCUCACCUGGGACUACCACAAGAGCCCACUGCCUGAGGUGGGUUGGGCUGUGCGUGUCUUAGUACACAGACAGUUUCAAAAUCAUUAUUUGCUUAUUCAAGACAUACCUUGAUUGCCAUUGGAUUACUCGUCUUUUGUUAUUAAGAAAAGGUGACAUUCAGUGUGUUUGUCAAGUGACGAGGGUGUUGAUGAAUGUUCACAGGGGAAAUGGAUGUGUUUGUGUAAAGGAUGUUGACAGGUGUUAGCUUCUGUUUCUGUGUAUUAUACUUGGUCAAAUGAAGUUGUGGUGUGUAUUUGCAUAUAGACUAUUACCUACAAUGUUUGUUUGUGUCUGAAAUUUGUGUGAAUUCCAUAUGAUACAAGCGUCUGAAAGAGGUACCAUUGCGUUCAAACAACUUACAACCACAAGUCUAUUAAAUGACCAUUGUCUAAAAUCUAGUCUCCAUGGGGCGAAUCCUAACUUCCACUAAUGUCAAAUGUUCAUUUAGUCAUGCAUUGAUGUCAAUGGGAGACUAAGAAAAAAAUGGCUUAAAUUGAUCAUUCAUCCCGAUAUGUGAUGGCCAUUUGUGUGUUAAACAACCAUUGUCUAAAGUCUAGUCUCUCUGUGUGUGUGUGUUUUAACCCCCUCAGACCCUGAUGACAGACGAGGUGCGUCUGCAGGAGCUCCAGCGCAGGCUCCAGCUGCUAAAGGCUGUGGCCUCCGUGCUGCUCAUUGUCUACAGCGCCAUCGGAGGGCCCAUCUCGGGGCUGCCCGCGCUGGCCGAGCGCCUCAAAAGGAUGACCAGCGUGCUCCUGGAGGGCAUGCACAGCACGUAGGUGCUACAUAAGAUACAGAUACAUCAAUUUCAAUGUGCAAAUUGAGACUGACUACUUCCUCUCCUCUCUUCCUCCACUCUGCAGGGACUUUAACCUGUCAGAGGCUCUGGGGAACGUCAGUGCUCAGAUCUGCUGUGAGCUCAACAAGUCCCUGACUGAGAGGAACUACCCAGCCUUGCCCCCAGAACUCCAGGUCACCCUCAAGGGCCAGAUCACCAGCAUCACCCAGGAAAACAACCCUAUCCGCAGUCUUGUGGGUAAGCAACACGACACCUGAGGGCCUGACAUAGCUCACUAACUAUUUAAUUGUAUAUAUUUAAUGCAAUGUUCUUAGCCAAGCACAUUGUGUGAAAUCUUGCUACAGUUAAUUCAUUGAAUUGCUUGAUGAGCUCACAGUUGCUACGUGCUUGUUUUUCUGACCACUCUGUUUGUUCUGUGCCUCUUCUCCGUUCCUCUCCAGAGGGAAGGGUCCAGCAGUACUUCCGGGUGCUCCUCGCCACGCCCAACUCUCACGUGAACCCGCCCCCGACGCCCGGAGGCCUGGCGCUGAUCCAACCGGAGCUCACCUCCUUGGCGGUCACCUUCGUCAGCCUGGUCAACUUCAACAAGCAGGUCUACAGCCCCUUCUACAUGAUGAUCCUCAAGACCCUGCUCUUCAGUAAUGCGGCGCCUCCACCGGUGGCCACCGCUCCCCAGGACCCCAGCAUACAGAACCCUGUGAGCUCCAACUAGGACCGCCAACCUACCUACCGAGCCAGGAGCAAUACAAAGCUGGAGCUGAUGACACCUUAUUUGAAAAAGGGGCGAAGAAAGGAAAGACUUAGCAGCUAGCUAAAUCCACUCCUCCACCCCCCCCAGUGGUUGUUCUAAUUCCUUGAGACUGCAAUCGCCCCCCUAUCCCUAACCCUCCUUCCCUUAGGCUUUAGAUGAAGUAGUAUCACAGCUACGUUUUGUCUAGAAUGUCGGGGUACGUGCAUUAGAGGUGCUUCAGGAAAAUGACAACAAGCGAUUGUGGUGCACGUACAAGCUUUGACUAAUCCACCUUCCACUGUCUUGUAUUGCGACAUCCACUUUGUGACACCUGAUCUGAUCUGUUAGUGAGAUUUUGUGUAGAUUCAUACCUAAAAACUGACCCUAGUGUUUUAUGUGAGGAAUCUUUCCCAAUGUCCUUUUUAGUUAGAUUAGGGUACGUUGUGAAUCUGCGUUCGCAUGGAAGGGAGUGCUCGACAUCCGUUGUCCUGUUAUUUUGGAGAGUGUCAUCGGAAAAGGGUAGAACGUUCAUGAAAUGCUACUGUUACAAAGAACAUUUAUACACAUUUCAUAGACUUUAUGACAUAAAAGGGAAAGGCCUAUAUAUUUAUAAUCAUAUAAUUGCCCAUUUUUAUAACAUCACAUUUCAUAAGCUUUAUGCUGUGCAGAGCAGGUUAAAUAAAGUUGAUCAGUAACUGUUUGUUACACGUUGAGGUUGACAAACCCAGAACACAAAAUGCUAUAUUAUUCAUGCCAUUAGCCUAUUCAUUGAAGUGCCACCAUUUGAAUAGAAAUAUUAAAAAAAUGUUUUUAACUUAUGUCUUGUGAUAACUCGCCAUUAAACUGGUUAGAGCUCGGGAAAUGUCAUCUUGAAUGAAAACAAGAGACUUGUUUUUAUUGUUGCUUUCCAACAUGUCGAAGACGUGUUUAAAUCACUUGAGCUAAAUUAGGAGACUAAUUAAUAUAUAUAUAUAUAUAUAUAUAACGUUUUAUUUUAGGGACUGAUUAAUUGAUAUGGUUAUGGCAUCACUAAACCUGAUGGACUUUGACCUUUUGGAGAUAUAUAAUGCAUGUUUUAUUUUGUGUUAACAUUUGUUGGAAAACAUUUUGUUGUAUGUUAGCCCUUGGAUAGUAUUCAGUAAUUUUGUUGGGCUGUUUGAAUGUGUUGAUUUAAUGUAGUGUUUGUUUUGUUAUUUCGUAUCAGUGGAUUUAUAAAGUCACUUGCUUGAUAUGUUGAAGGUACCAGUAUUAGUUGUCCUUCUAUACCUAUAUUUCCCUAAAAGCUAUCCAACAGCUGGACAUUUCUGGACAUUUUAUGUAAUAUCUAUCUUUGGUUUAGAUAAGUCAAGUCAUGAGAGGUGCUGAAGAUGGUUGUUUUGAAAUGUCUAUAACUUCCCACGAUGGAACUUUUUGAUGUAGAAUAAACAUUGUAUGUUGUUAGCUUUUAAAGUUCACUUGAAUAAAUACAUUAUCUUCUCAUGUAAUGCAGCUAUAAUACAAUAAACCCUCAAAUGCGUUACCUAAUUAGUCUUGCAGUGACCUGUGUGUGUGCGGGCUUAUUGAAAAUAGUUGUCUACAUACAGACACAACAGUCAAAGACAG